Molecule: messenger RNA, 1413 nt
Organism: Penicillium oxalicum
Lineage: Eukaryota; Fungi; Ascomycota; Eurotiomycetes; Eurotiales; Aspergillaceae
Product: glycine hydroxymethyltransferase SHM2
Exons: 4
Coding region: 1-1413 (470 amino acids)
Biological process (GO): L-serine catabolic process; tetrahydrofolate interconversion; folic acid metabolic process
Cellular component (GO): cytoplasm
Molecular function (GO): zinc ion binding; serine binding; cobalt ion binding
Source: RefSeq, a predicted model, not a curated record
AUGUCUUCCUACGCCUUGUCCGAGUCCCACAAGGACCAAAUGCACAACUCCUUGAAGGAGUCUGACCCCGAGGUCGCUGAGAUCAUGGCCAAGGAGAUUCAGCGUCAGCGCGAGUCUGUCGUCCUGAUUGCCUCUGAGAACUUCACCUCUCGUGCCGUCUUCGAUGCCCUGGGCUCGCCCAUGUGCAACAAGUACUCCGAGGGAUACCCCGGUGCCCGUUACUACGGUGGUAACCAGCACAUUGAUGCCAUUGAGAUCACCUGCCAGCAGCGUGCCCUCAAGGCCUUCAACUUGGAUCCUGCCAAGUGGGGUGUGAACGUGCAGUGCCUCAGUGGCAGCCCUGCCAACUUGCAGGUCUACCAGGCGCUUAUGCGCCCCCAUGACCGUCUGAUGGGUCUUGAUCUCCCCCACGGUGGUCACUUGUCUCACGGCUACCAGACCCCCUCUCGCAAGAUCUCUGCUGUCUCCACUUACUUCGAGACCUUCCCCUACCGCGUCAACUUGGAGACUGGCCUUAUCGACUAUGACCAGCUCGAGACCAACGCCGAGAUGUACCGUCCCAAGAUCCUCGUCGCCGGUACCUCUGCCUACUGUCGCCUGAUUGACUACAAGCGCAUGCGCCAGAUCGCUGACAAGGUUGGUGCCUACCUCGUCGUUGACAUGGCCCACAUCUCUGGUUUGAUCGCCGCUGGUGUCAUCCCCUCUCCCUUCGAGUACGCCGAUGUUGUUACCACCACCACCCACAAGUCUCUCCGUGGUCCUCGUGGUGCCAUGAUCUUCUUCCGCAAGGGUGUCCGCAGCACCGACAAGACCGGCAAGGAGAUCAUGUACGACCUUGAGGGUCCCAUCAACUUCUCCGUGUUCCCCGGUCACCAAGGUGGCCCCCACAACCACACCAUCACCGCUCUGGCUGUUGCCCUUAAGCAGGCUGCCGCCCCUGAGUUCAAGCAGUACCAGGAGUUGGUCAUCAAGAACGCCAAGGCUCUCGAGAACGAGUUCAAGGCCCUCGGCCACAAGCUCGUUUCCGACGGCACUGACAGCCACAUGGUCCUCGUUGACCUGCGCCCCAAGAGCCUCGACGGUGCUCGCGUGGAGGCUGUGCUCGAGCAGAUCAACAUUGCUUGCAACAAGAACUCCAUCCCCGGUGACAAGUCGGCCCUGACCCCUUGCGGUAUUCGCAUUGGUGCUCCUGCCAUGACUUCCCGUGGUAUGGGUGAGGAUGACUUCAAGCGCAUUGCUGGCUACAUUGACCAGGCCAUCAACCUGUGCACCAAGAUCCAGAGCGAGCUUCCCAAGGAGGCUAACAAGCUGAAGGACUUCAAGGCCAAGGUCGCCUCCGAGAGCGUGCCUGAGAUCUUGGAGCUUCGCAAGGAGAUUGCCGGAUGGGCCAGCACCUACCCUCUCCCCGUUUAA